AUGAAGACUUGGUAUGCCUGGCUGGCGCAGUCAGCGGUCGCGAUCGCAGUCACCGGCGGUGGCAGCGCGAUGGCUCCGUCCGAGCCGGAGGCUGAGGCGGAGCCCAGCCACCGAGGGGCGGAGGACUUUUACGAGAGUCGCGAGUAUGCUGCGCAAGUCGCCGCUGCAGCCGCGGCCGGACAGGACAUGGCCCCCCUCCUCCCACGAGAGAAGCUCAAGCCGGCGGAAGUCAAAGAUGUGGACGGUGAGCUGAAGCUUGUCGUGCAACUGAUGCCGCAGGAGAUCAUCAAAUGGAAGGAUAUCAAGCUUGUCAAACCCAUAUCGAUGGGAAGCUUCGGAGAGGUCUUCUUAGCCAGGUUGAAGAACCUCGAUGUGAGUGUGAAGAGAAGCCUGCUGCGGCCAGAUGGUUCGAUGACACCGGAGCAGCUGCGGAACUUGGAGCGGGAGAUCAACUCCUACAGGAAGCUGAAUCAGACCCAGGCGCCAUGCAUUGUCAAGUACAUCGGCUGCAUUCUCGAGCAUCCGAAUCUGGCUGUCGUCACGGAGUGA
This is a messenger RNA of Symbiodinium sp. CCMP2456, 549 nucleotides long. NCBI's taxonomy places the organism in Eukaryota, Dinophyceae, Suessiales, Symbiodiniaceae. The record is from the annotation of a GenBank genome assembly.